GAACAUAUGAAGAUGGUGUUCAGUUUGCGCCCAGCUACGACAGUUGAUUUACAGAAUAAAAAAACAGGAAUUGAACAGCAUAUUUUCAUAAUCGUUUUGGCUUCUCGUUAGUGAAAUUAGUGGAAAACAAACGAAACAUAAAACAAGGCGAUCAAUCAAGUGAAUUUUCAUUGAGACGGAAUAAAAUUUACCCCAAAAUGGUGUAUAAUUUCAAAGUAUUCAAAAAGUGCUCCCCAAAUGGCAAGGUCACUAUCUACAUGGGCAAGCGUGAUUUCGUCGACCACGUGUCAGGAGUAGAACCGAUCGACGGUAUCGUCGUACUUGACGAUGAGUACAUUCGUGAUCAGCGCAAAGUGUUUGGCCAAGUUGUUUGCAGCUUCCGCUAUGGGCGCGAGGAAGAUGAAGUCAUGGGACUUAAUUUCCAAAAAGAACUGUUCCUAGCAUCGGAGCAAAUAUUUCCCCGACCGGAGAAAUCUGACAAGGAACAAACUAAACUGCAGGAUCGACUACUGAAAAAACUUGGCUCCAAUGCCAUCCCGUUCACUUUUAAUAUUUCUCCGAAUGCACCGUCGUCUGUGACAUUGCAACAGUCCGAGAAUGACCAGGGGGAACCAUGCGGAGUUUCAUACUAUGUCAAGAUAUUUACUGGUGAGACGGAAACCGACCGUACCCACCGUCGGAGUACGGUAACCUUGGGUAUUCGGAAAAUCCAAUUUGCUCCAACAAAGCAGGGCCAACAGCCGUGCACGGUUGUACGUAAAGAUUUCAUGCUAAGCCCCGGAGAACUUGAACUGGAGGUCACUCUGGACAAACAGUUGUUUUUGCAUGGUGAAAGGAUAGGUGUCAAUAUUUGCAUUCGUAAUAAUUCCAACAAAGUAGUCAAGAAAAUCAAGGCCAUGAUCCAACAGGGUGUGGACGUGGUCUUGUUCCAAAAUGGAAGCUAUCGCAAUACUGUCGCUGGCAUCGAAACGAGCGAAGGUUGCCCCAUUCAACCAGGAUCCAGUCUGCAGAAAGUGAUGUAUCUCACUCCUUUGCUAUCUUCCAAUAAACAGCGCCGAGGAAUUGCUUUGGAUGGGCAGAUCAAGCGUCAUGAACAAUGUCUUGCGUCUACUACUUUAUUGGCUCAGCCAGAUCAACGUGAUGCUUUUGGCGUAAUUGUUUCUUACGCAGUUAAAGUGAAACUGUUCUUAGGAGCUCUUGGUGGAGAACUAUCUGCCGAGCUGCCGUUUGUUCUGAUGCACCCCAAGCCCGGUAGCAAAGCGAAAACCAUGAUACACGCUGACAGCCAAGCUGAUAUCGAAACAUUCCGUCAGGAUACCAUCGACCAAGGACAGUCAGUGGACUUUGAUUAGGCACACUCCACAUGACGGGCUGGUCUUCAGGGAAACCUUCAUAUCAGUACUUCUGCUUGAGAAUGUGGAUUAUGAUAACUAUGAAAUGAAUCAUUAAUUUUCUAUAAAUGUCAUAUCAAUGUCUAAAGUUAACUAUUAACGUAAUCCAAAGAUAAAUAACCAUUGAUAUUACAUAAAUUAACCUGAUAUGAGUAUUUAUUCGAGAUGCAACAAUGAAGUGCAAGAAAAAUAUAAGAUUUGUUGAAAUUGUUCAUAGUUUUAUCAUAUUAA
Messenger RNA from Toxorhynchites rutilus septentrionalis, 1622 nucleotides. It is a transcript of the gene Arr1, whose product is annotated as arrestin homolog. The record is from RefSeq and is a predicted model, not a curated record. Gene Ontology annotation, cellular component: cytoplasm. Gene Ontology annotation, molecular function: G protein-coupled receptor binding. NCBI's taxonomy places the organism in Eukaryota, Metazoa, Arthropoda, Insecta, Diptera, Culicidae. The transcript has 4 exons. The coding region runs from base 198 to 1352 and encodes 384 amino acids. Gene Ontology annotation, biological process: G protein-coupled receptor internalization; signal transduction.